UGAAGGAGAAGAACUGAAGUGUGAAACUGAGCAAUAGUUCACAGUGUGUUAGAAAGCACAAUAGUUUGACGCACGAUGAAGCUUCUUUUUCAGGUCCUUUUGCUGGUUGUAAUGUUCGCUUUACAGAAAAGCCAGGAAGCAGAGUUUGAUUACGGGGUUGAACCAACUUCACAGGUUAUCUUUUCAGAUAUGUUCGAGGCAAGUUAUUAUGAUUAUGGAGAUAUGCAAGAAGAUGUUGAUGAAGUUAUGGUCCAGCCAGAUGAUGAAUCUGUGGAAAAUGUUACAGUGCCGAACAUCACAGUGUACCGACAGAUGGAAGACAGAGAGCAUGAUAGAGUCAUAGUGGUGUGCAUGUUUGACCAGAUGUUUAAAUGGGGAUUCAGUUGGCGGAUGGUGUCUUUUAAGCUGUCUGUGGAGAGUGAACUGAACUACACCACAGAAACAGAGGAUUGCACUUCUUUAGAAAGAGAAACAUGUGUGUAUAUGGUCACUGUGAGUCCACCUGCUUCCUUCACCUGUGAACAUGAGAUUUAUUCUAAUGGAGAUUUCAAGAACCUGCGCAGCCAGACCUACACUUACAAGCGUUCAGUCUUGGAUCAUCAUGAGGAAGGAGCGUCUUUAUUCUACAUCUGCUUUUCCUCCUUCAUUGCUGUUGGUCUCUUCAUCAUGACUGUGGCAGUGAUCGUGACCACCAUCCGAAGCAAAGCUAAAGACUCCGUCAUCAACCCCACAACUGUUACAGACAACGACUACAUGGAUGCAUAAAUAAUCAGAAGACUUUCUGAAGAGAGAAGAACAGACCUGAAGAGGAGAAAACAACUUCUACUGCGCAUUUACAUUUUACAAUUAAUCAUUUAGCAGAUGUUUUUUUUUUCCAAAGUGACUUACAAAUGAGAAGAGCAAUAGAAGCACUCAAACCAACAGUAGCAUAUGGCAAAAAAAGUAAGUGCCUUUUUAAAAAAUGUUUUUGUGAUGAUACAAUUGUAUUUUCUCAUUAGGAUAAAAUGUGUAUGUUGUAACAUUCUUUAUUUGUAUAUUUAGAUAAAAAUGCUUGCUAAAUAAAUUAAUAUAACAAUAAAUGAUUAAUUUACA
Messenger RNA from Pimephales promelas (fathead minnow), 1092 nucleotides. RefSeq lists its product as uncharacterized. Lineage: Eukaryota; Metazoa; Chordata; Actinopteri; Cypriniformes; Leuciscidae. The record is from RefSeq and is a predicted model, not a curated record.